GGGGCGGACUCCAAGCCGCGGAUCCUGCUGAUGGGGCUGCGGCGCAGCGGCAAGUCCUCCAUCCAGAAGGUGGUGUUUCACAAAAUGUCUCCCAAUGAGACUCUGUUCUUGGAAAGUACCAACAAGAUCUACAAAGACGAUAUUUCCAACAGUUCGUUUGUGAAUUUCCAAAUAUGGGAUUUUCCUGGACAGAUGGACUUUUUUGAUCCAACAUUUGAUUAUGAGAUGAUCUUCAGAGGAACAGGUGCUCUAAUAUAUGUUAUUGAUGCCCAGGAUGACUACAUGGAAGCUUUAACAAGACUCCACAUUACAGUUUCAAAAGCCUACAAGGUCAACCCAGAAAUGAACUUUGAAGUUUUUAUUCAUAAAGUUGAUGGUUUAUCGGAUGACCAUAAAAUAGAAACACAGAGGGAUAUUCAUCAGAGGGCUAAUGAUGACCUUGCAGAUGCUGGGCUUGAAAAACUUCACCUUAGCUUUUAUUUGACCAGUAUCUAUGACCAUUCAAUAUUUGAAGCCUUCAGUAAAGUGGUACAGAAGCUCAUUCCACAACUGCCAACGCUGGAAAAUCUACUAAAUAUCUUUAUAUCUAAUUCAGGCAUUGAAAAGGCUUUUCUCUUCGAUGUAGUCAGCAAAAUCUACAUCGCAACAGACAGUUCCCCUGUGGACAUGCAGUCGUAUGAGUUGUGCUGUGACAUGAUUGAUGUAGUGAUAGAUGUUUCCUGUAUAUAUGGGUUAAAGGAAGAUGGGACUGGAAGCGCUUAUGAUAAAGAGUCAAUGGCAAUUAUCAAGCUCAAUAACACAACGGUCCUGUACUUAAAGGAAGUAACAAAGUUUUUGGCAUUAGUUUGCAUUCUUAGAGAAGAGAGUUUUGAGCGCAAAGGUCUGAUAGACUACAAUUUUCAUUGCUUCCGCAAAGCCAUUCAUGAAGUGUUUGAAGUAGGUGUUGCCUCCCACAGAAUCUGCAACCAUCAAUCAAGCACCUCAAAUAUGAAAGCAGUGACUCACAAUGGCACACCUAGGAAUGCAGUCUAGAGGAAAACUAAAGACAUUGGAUAGACUUGUCAGCUCUUCACUCCAAACUUUUGUGGAACAAGAGAAGAGUAGUCUGAAAGCCUGAAGUAUGUUUCACAGGAGAAGAGUGGUGCUAACUAUAGAACAGCAGCUUGUAACUCAUGUUGGACAACUGAAACUACUGUAAAAAUACUUUGAGGCCAGUGGACUUAGAAAUGCUGUUUUGAAACCGGCUUUAUUGCAAGUGCAGUGGUUUGUCAGUUUGGAGUCCUGUUUUAACAGUCUGUCUUGGACUGAUUGCCCAGUCAAAACUUACAAAUGAUUGAGUUGAGCUUUGUGUGAAACACUGAAUAGUCACUUGCUCAACUCUUCUUUUUUUUUUUUUUUUUUUUAAUUAAUCUGUAUAAUAACCACUUUUGCUUGAGUUUACCCUUUU
Charadrius vociferus (killdeer) is the source of this 1447-nucleotide messenger RNA. RefSeq names its product Ras-related GTP binding C (gene RRAGC). Bases 31 to 1032 code for a protein of 333 amino acids. Gene Ontology annotation, cellular component: Gtr1-Gtr2 GTPase complex; lysosome; nucleus. Gene Ontology annotation, molecular function: GTPase activity; GTP binding. Lineage: Eukaryota; Metazoa; Chordata; Aves; Charadriiformes; Charadriidae. Gene Ontology annotation, biological process: positive regulation of TOR signaling; cellular response to amino acid stimulus; regulation of autophagy. The record is from RefSeq and is a predicted model, not a curated record. The transcript is spliced from 7 exons.